GUCAGUCGAGCGAAAAUCCAUAUGUUUAUCUUGUGGAGAAAUGGAAGAAAUACAGUGAUUCAUUUACUCGGUGUCAGGAGGCUACAUGCUAAAGCUGAUCUGUCAGAAGAGUGUCCUCUAAACCUGACCGUGUGUCUCAGAGAGAGAGAGAGAGAGAGAGAGAGAGAGAGAUGUCUCAGACUGAGAAGAGAGCAGGUCUCCUGAGGAGGACAUCCUCCUCCAAGAAGCCUCUGAAGGAGAAGGUGGUGCUCAUGUACGAGGACAUCUUCGCAAAGGAGGAGCCCACGAAGAGCAAUCCUCGCUUCUGGGACGAGCUGUUCCUGAUGAAGGUCAAUCUGGAGUAUCUGGAGGGGAAGCUGGAGUCUCUGGACGGGGACGAAGUGCUCAAAGUCAAAGACAACAUCAACAGUUUGUUCCAGCACUGUGUCCAAGCUCUGGCUGAAGAGCACCAGAUCAAAGUAGUCAACGCUCUUCAGACUCUCUGUGCGCUGUUUCGAGGAGUUCACCAGAAGAACAAGUCUGCCACGGGCUUCGACAUCAUCAACAUGCUGAUGGGCUUCGACAAGGCUGAGCUCCGCAUGAAGGAGCUGAUGGAGAGUCUGGACGCUCUGCUGUGUGGAGACGGAUCUGAGAGUCUGAAGAGCUUGUGUCUGAAACUGCUGCUGUGUCUGGUCACUGUGACCGAUAAUAUUAGUCAGAACACCAUACUGGAGUAUGUGAUGAUCAACAGUAUAUUUGAGGCCAUUCUACAGAUUCUGUCUGACGUUUCCAGUCGAGCGCAGCACGGAUAUGAUGCUGUGGUACUUUUAGCUCUGCUGGUCAACUACAGGAAGUACGAGUCCGUGAAUCCUUAUAUUGUGAAACUGUCAAUAGUGGACGACGAGCCGACCCUGGAUGGCAUGGGAAGGGUCAUCCACCACGCACUCGCAGAGUACAACAGACAGUAUAAAGAGAAAGAAGAAGAAAACCAGGGAGGCUUUUUCUCCACCCUCACCAGCAUGGUGGGCAGUAUGUUUAUUGCUGACGCAGAUGAGAAGCUGUCAGUACAGACUAAUGAAGCCAUCCUGCUCGCCCUCUAUGAGGCCGUACAUCUCAACAGAAACUUCAUCACAGUUCUUGCACAGAGCCAUCCGGAGAUUGACAUUGCAACAACCCCAGCUGUGCCCGUCCCAGCCUCUCCUUUGACCCCGCUGGGCACCACACCGCCCUCUCUGGACAUGAUGAAUAAUCCUGAGCUUCCUCUGGACCCAAACUUGCAGACGAGUAAUCUUCUUAUAACCUUCCUCAAAUAUUCCUCCAUCGUAAUGCAGGACACCAAAGAUGAGCACAGACUCAACAGUGCCAGGCUUUGCCUCAUCAUUCUGACCUGCAUAGCCGAGGACCAGUACGCUGACGCCUUUCUCCACGAUGAUAACAUGAACUUCAGGGUCAACUUGCACAGAAUGCCCAUGAGGCAUCGAAAGAAAGCAGCGGAUAAGAGCAACCCCUCCCGGCCUUUAGUUUGUGCGGUUCUGGAUCUGAUGGUCGAGUUCAUUGUCACUCAUAUGAUGAAGGAGUUUCCUAUGGAUCUCUAUGUACGCUGUGUUCAGAUCAUUCACAAACUGAUCUGCUACCAGAAGAAGUGCAGAGUUAGGAUGCACUACACGUGGAGAGAGCUCUGGUCAGCUCUCAUUAACCUUCUGAAGUUCCUGCUGUCUAAUGAGACCAUCCUUCUGUCCAAGCACAAUAUCUUCCAGCUGGCUCUUCAGGUGGUGAACCUCUUUAACAUGUUCAUCACAUAUGGAGACACGUUUCUGCCCACCCCCAGCAGUUACGACGAGCUCUACUACGAGAUCAUACGCAUGCAUCAGGUGUUUGAUAACCUCUACUGCAUGGUGCUGCGAGUGUCCACCAACGCUGGCCCGUGGAAGGAGCCUGCUAGUAAAGUCACUCACGCUCUCGUCAACGUCAGAGCCAUUAUUAACCACUUCAACCCUAAGAUUGAGUCAUACGCCGCCGUGAACCACAUCUCACAGCUCUCAGAAGAUCAGGUGCUGGAGGUGGUGCGUACAAACUACGACACGCUAACACUGAAGCUGCAGGACGGUCUGGAUCAAUUCGAGCGCUACUCUGAACAGCCCAGAGAGGCCGGCUUUUUCAAGGAGCUGGUUCGCUCCAUCAGUCUGAACGUGAGGAAGAACGUGUCUCUGAGUACCAUGAGUCAGGACGUCCUGCUGAAGGAGUUCUCCUCCAUAUCCUGAGACGACGGGACCUUUGACCUUCAUACUGACACAUCUGAGGCUUCUCCACGUUACCCCGGACAGACCUGGAUUUGAUCUUCAGGCUGUAUGACUGAUGCAGUGUGUGUGUGAGUUUGCUCGCACUCAGAACAGAGUCGUAUUGGAUAAACAAUGCAAUCAGCCCAACUUCGCACAAUGUGAAUUUCGAUUCUGACUACCUGGUAUUUUUGGUUUUUGAUUUGUAUUUUUCUUUUCUUUAUUGGUGGUCCAGUGCUGUUUCUUUUGAUUCUAUAUACUUUAUUGCCUUAGUAACAAAAUGAUGAAAGUCGAUGUGCUUGCGCAGAAAAACCAGCAAUUUUCAGUUCUUUUCUACAUUCAGUGUGAAUGUAAACAAAAUAUCCUAUUUUUGUGAGCCUGGAAAAGGAAUGUCUGGGUCAAGAAAGAAAGAAAAUUAUAAUUUGCAUUAAUAAAAUGAAGCCAGCCAUUAAGAUUUGCAUUCUGACAUGUUUUCAUGACAAACACAUUUUCUCCAAAUUCUCAGUAUUGUAAUGCAAAAAAAGACAAGAUUCUCAUUACCGUAAUGCACCAGAAAUCUCUUUACCUUGACACUCUAAUGAUCAUUUUUACAUUCUUUUUCAUUAAAAACUUCAGUUUAACACGUGCUACCAUAAUGCAUAUUUACAAUUUUUUUAAAUAUUUUUUAUAUAUUACGGUAAUGAGAAUUUGUGAAAUUUGCUAAUUGUCCUCUCAUUACAAUGUGCUACAAUCUCAUUCUCAUUACUGGGAUACAGUAAUACUACAUUUUCUGUCAUUUUUUUCUGUCACGCGUUUACAUACCAUUAUGUAUUUUUGAAUAUGAUAUACAUUUUUAUAAUGAUAAUUUGGGUGUAAAAUUCUAUUCUUAAACAGGUUUCAUUUUAAUGACAUUUCAGCACAUUUCCUCAAUAAUUAUUUUCAGAAUGUGUAAAAAUCUCAUACCAUAAUAGAAUAAAAAUGAUUAUCCUGUCCUUUUUUUUAUUAAAAACAUAAUUUCAGUGUAACACAUGACGCCAUAAUGCAUGAUUAAAUCGUACUUUGGAAUUUAAAUGAUAUACUUUAUUACGGUAAUGAGCACUUGAGGAGAGAAUUUAAUUUUCUUAGAUCGAUAGGCUUCAUUUUUAAGCAAAAUAUAAUUUCUUAUUCUUUCAGUCUUUUAAAGUUUCAUGUCAGUUUUCAUGAGAUUCACCCUAGAGUAUAAGUACAUUCAUUUUUAACAAAUCUGACAGUCUCUUAAUUCUCAUGACUCUCAGUAUAUCCCAGUGUCGCAAGAUGUUUCGGUAUGGUUUCAUGAAAAGAUAUGAAGUUGAAGUGUAAAAACAGCUGUAUGUUGGGUUGUGUAACACUGGGUAAAGAAACAAAUGUAUUAACUUGACACUCCACUGAAAGCUAGUUCAACAGAAUUCAGAACAUUACAGAAUUGAAAAGUGUUCUACUACUAUCUAGUCCAGUUUAAACCAACACGUGGAGGAUAACUGAAUAAACAAACGCAUAGAAAUUCUUUGUAAAUUCUUCCUGGGUUUGGUCCUAAAUGAGUAUUUGGCAUCCUUUGCCUUAGUAUUCUUAUUUAUGGGUGUUUGUUUCCUUAUUAAAUCUUAUUUUUUACAACA
Molecule: messenger RNA, 3865 nt
Organism: Carassius carassius (crucian carp)
Lineage: Eukaryota; Metazoa; Chordata; Actinopteri; Cypriniformes; Cyprinidae
Product: armadillo-like helical domain-containing protein 3
Exons: 26
Coding region: 171-2240 (689 amino acids)
Biological process (GO): regulation of Golgi organization
Cellular component (GO): cytosol
Source: RefSeq, a predicted model, not a curated record